Molecule: messenger RNA, 909 nt
Organism: Dipodomys ordii (Ord's kangaroo rat)
Lineage: Eukaryota; Metazoa; Chordata; Mammalia; Rodentia; Heteromyidae
Product: olfactory receptor 10AG1-like
Exons: 1
Coding region: 1-909 (302 amino acids)
Biological process (GO): G protein-coupled receptor signaling pathway
Cellular component (GO): membrane
Molecular function (GO): olfactory receptor activity; G protein-coupled receptor activity
Source: RefSeq, a predicted model, not a curated record
AUGAUGGAAUUUGUACUCGUGGGCUUUUCUGACAGUCCCCAUCUCCAGUGGAUACUUUUUGGGAUAUUUUUACUUAUGUACUUGACAAUUCUGUUAUGCAACAGCCUCAUCAUAGUAAUUACAAGGACAGAUGCCACCCUCCAAACACCGAUGUAUUUUUUCCUUAGCCAUUUUUCCUUUCUGGAAAUCUGCUAUGUAAAUGUCACGGUGCCACGCAUGCUCACGGAUCUCUGUUCCCAAAAGGGAAACAUCUCCUUUUUCGCCUGUGCUACCCAGAUGUGUUUUGUCCUUAUGCUGGGAGGCACUGAAUGCCUGCUUUUGACAGUGAUGGCCUAUGACCGUUACGUGGCCAUCUGCAACCCUCUGAACUAUGCUCUGGUCAUGAGCCACAAGGUCUGCGUGCAGCUGGUGGCCGCCUCGUGGGGCAGUGUCAUUCCAGUCGUGAUUGGACAAACCUGCCAGAUCUUCUCUUUGCCAUUCUGUGGGUCUCACCGGAUCAAUCAUUUCCUCUGUGACCUUCCUCCCGUCCUCAAGCUCGCCUGUGGCGACACUUUUGUGAAUGAGAUAGCAGUCUAUUUGGUCGCAAUGGUGUUUGUCACCAUUCCCUUUCUGUUGAUCAUCGUGUCCUAUGGCAAAAUCAUCUCCAACAUCCUGAGAUUGUCCUCGGCCAAAGGGAGGACUAAAGCCUUCUCCACUUGCUCCUCUCAUUUGAUAGUGGUAGUCUUAUUCUAUGGCACUGCUAGUAUCACUUAUUUACAGCCCAAACCGAACCAAUCUGAGGCAAUUGGGAAGUUACUGUCUCUUUUCUACACCAUUUUGACUCCUACGGUGAACCCCAUCAUCUACACACUGAGAAACAAGGAUAUCAUGGUGGCUCUGAGAAAAAUACUAACCAAGUUAUUACCAUGA